AUGGAGGCUCGACUCCAAGAUUCUGGUCUCUACCAAGGUGAAGAUACUGCCACUCCAGAACAGGACAACACCCGAAUUGAACUCGUGGACACUAACACCAAUGUAGCUCCCGAGGAUACAGUACAAAAUGAUAACACUCACGGAAUUAUGCCUUUGCCUCCAUUGGAACGGACUAUGGCCAACAGAAGGGCCCAAGUACAACCAGGAGCCUACCCAGGUGGAGGAAAUCAAGCAACAGAGGAAAAUUUGGAGCCAGCAGAGACGGAUAUCGAACCCACGACUACUGGACCACCUACCGGUAGGAUUGAACCAGAAAUUGAAAAUAGUGGUUUGGCUGUGGCAAACUUGAUUCAAGAUGAAACAACCCCUCAAGAUCUGCCCCAGGCUCAAGAUUACAAUCUGGAAAACGAGAACACAAACAGAGAAGAGAGAAUGAAGCAAUUCAAAACGAAGGUACUCUUGGGAGUCAUCGUCUUGUUGGCCAUCAUUCUCAUUUUGGUAGCCAUCCUGAUUCCUCGACGUCAAGAGAAUGGUGCAGAUAUUGUUCCAACACCCAUGCCUAGUGAGUUGCCCCGCAGCAACCCAUCUCAGGGUCCAUCGUCUUAUUCAGAAUACUGGCUGUCACUGUUCCCUGAAUCAACAGUGGCAGCAAUCCAGGAGAACCCAGAAUCACCACAGUCAAUGGCAUUUGAAUGGCUCGUGGAAGAGAUCGACAUCCUACACAACCUCACAGAACAGAGAGUUGUACAACGUUUUGUACUAGCAACAUUCUAUUUUGCCAACAGCGAACAACGAUGGUACUUUAGUGACAGUUGGCUAAACCACAGUGUUCAUGAGUGUCUUUGGUAUUCAGGUUUGGAGGAUUGGUAUUUCUUUUUUGAGGCAAACAUAUAUUUCCCACUGGAUCACAUUGGUCCCUGUGAGCAAGAUCCAGCUGGAUAUCUAGAGGAUGGCAUCUUGUAUCAGGGAGAUGGAAUCAUCAAGCACUUUUGGCUUUCCUUUAAUGGCAUGGUGGGAUCAGGGAUUCCACCAGAGUUCUAUAUGCUUACAGAACUUAGGAGCUUGGCAUUGGAUGGAUUCGACCUUACCGGCACAAUCCCCGAAGAGCUCUCUGGCCUUGCAAAUUUGGAGUAUGUUUCCAUGAACGAUUGUGGCCUUUAUGGGUCCAUUCCUGAGACAAUAGGACAAUUGGCCAAUCUUGAACAUUUCUACUUGGGCUUCAAUUCUUUGACUGGAACUAUUCCAUCAUCCCUGUAUGCCCUUACAAACUCGAUGAGAGGCAUUGUUCUUACUGAAAAUCUGAUUACAGGACCAGGCUUGUUCCUGAAUAACCUAAUUCUGAGUGGCUCUAUCCCAGAUGAGCUUGCAGUUCUUACAGACAUGGUACUUGUGGGGACAAUCCCUAGCUGGCUUGGGAACCUGAAAUCCCUGGAUUCAUUGCUUCUGGAGAGGAGCUCUUUUACUGGGACUAUCCCAACAGAACUUGGCCUUCUAACAAAGUUGGGGUCAUUGUGGCUUGGUGUGAAUAUUUUGUCGGGCACAAUCCUAAGUGAAUUUGGAUUGUGUGAGGAAGUGAUUUGGUUGAACAUGGAAAUCAAUGACCUCACUGGAACCAUUCCUACAGAGCUCGGACUGCUUACCCAUGGUUUAUUGCAGUUGUUUCUACAUGACAAUGAUUUGACUGGAACGGUGCCCCUGGAGCUUGGCAAUGUUCCUUUCCCUGCACCUUAUGGUCAAGUCUAUUUGCAUGGAAAUGAUCUGUCUGGCAUUAUCCCUGAGAGCUUGUGUUCUGCCAACGAUCUUACGUUUGACUGCAGCAGCCAGCUCUGUGGAUGUGACUGGUGUAACUGUUCAGACAAUAGAACAUCACUGAUCCUGGAGGAAGAGACUACCAAUGAAGAUGAUCAGUUACUGAGUGGGGCAAACCAAACUGAGGGGAACCAAACUGAAGCAUGA
Molecule: messenger RNA, 1956 nt
Organism: Seminavis robusta
Lineage: Eukaryota; Bacillariophyta; Bacillariophyceae; Naviculales; Naviculaceae
Source: the annotation of a GenBank genome assembly